Acanthochromis polyacanthus (spiny chromis) is the source of this 2188-nucleotide messenger RNA. RefSeq names its product N-acetyltransferase 14 (GCN5-related, putative) (gene nat14). Gene Ontology annotation, molecular function: N-acetyltransferase activity. The record is from RefSeq and is a predicted model, not a curated record. Lineage: Eukaryota; Metazoa; Chordata; Actinopteri; Pomacentridae.
GCUGGAAGUCCUGAGCAGUGUGGUGGAGCUGCAGGCCUGAACAUGGUGAGGCUGGAGCUGGACCAGGUGGUGAUGAGGAGGAUGAAGGACGAAGACAUCGAGAUUGUCAAAGCUCUCAUCAAGGAGGGCAGUGAGGGAACAGAGAACCGCCUCAUCCUCCACAUCCUCACCCCUCUCUGCCUCUUCGUCCUGGCCGUCUUCUCCUCCAUCCUGCGCUGCCUCGUCCACUCCUUCAUGCUGGCCCUGGCCAUCCCCGUCUUCCUGCUCAUCGUCUUCCUGAAGAUCACCAUGCCGAAGUCCACCGUGCUGGGCAGCAGCCGGCCUUACUGGGACUACGUGGGCAGCAGCUAUCGAGGAGGUCAGGACGAGACGCUGCAGAACCCCUACUGCAGGAUCAGCGGCAAAACCCCGGCUAACAAGAAGACGAGGCGCAGAAUCGGAUCCAGAGACAAGGAGAAGGAUGCGUCCACGGAGAAGAUCAGCCCAGAGAGGGAGGAGGCGGCCGGCCAGGUGUUUGUGGCCGACAGCGACGGGGAGAUCCUGGGCUGCAUCUUCAGGGAGGCCGACACCAGACCGGGCGUCAGCCGGAUCUGCAGGCUGGUGACGGGCUGCUGGUACCGGAGGGAGGGUCUGGGCCGACUGCUGCGUCCAGAGCCUGGAGCAGAGGGACCGGAGGCCGGAGCCCACCGGGUCUACGCCCACGUACCCUACCCAUCCAAGGUGGGCGAGGCCUUCUUCAGGAAGCUGGGCUACCAGCUGCUGGGGAGGGAAACCGGUGAAGAAGACGACGAGGAGCUGAAACUAGAGACUCCAGAGAGGGGCUUCCUGGGAUACCUCACCAAGGUGUUCUACAAAGACUUGUGACUGAGUGAAGACAUGCAGGAGCUACAGAAGGUAUUAACCCCAUGGAAGUUUGACCCUUUGAUUGCUGUUCAACGCUGAAUCAUGGCCAGUUUAAUUUGAGUUUUUUGACAAGAAUUUACCAAUAAAGACUCUUUAGUGUCAGAGUGAGAACAGAUUUCUAUAAAGUAAUGUCAAAGAAGGCAUGUGGGAGACUGUGAAGUCAACUGGAAGAAGGUCUCAACUGGAAGAAGGUUCUUUGGUCUGAGGAGACCGAAAUGGAGCUUUUGUCCAUCAGAGCAGAGGUUUUGUUAAGGUGGUAGUCUUAUUUUGUUCUAAUUUCUGAACAAUGCAACCAAUCAACACAAAACUUGGCACAAAGAAAGAUAGAUUUAGUAGAAGCAUUUUACAUUUAGCUAAAGUCUGCCACAUUUGAUAGUUUCCAUAGCCAAUAGAUUUGGCGAGAUACAAAAAAUCUUGUGGAACAAAAAUCUUCAGACGGAAAAUAGCUAUCAACACCAAAUUUGGUGUGCUGACUCCUUAUUAAUGUAUGUUUUAAGUAGACAAUUUUUCCUACUUUUGUAUACUAGAAUGAUAACCAUAAAAAGAGUCCUUUUUUCCUAUUUGAGCAGAAAUAUUAGAUGAAGUAAAAUCUGUCUACUUAAAACAUCCAUAAUAACAUCAGGAGUCAGCCACACCAAAUCUGGUGUUGAUAGCUGUUUUCCUUCUGAAGAUUUUGUUCCACAAGAUUUUUGGUAUCUCGCCAAAUCUGUUGCUAUGGAAACUAUAAAAUGUGGCAGACUUUAGCUAAAUGUAAAAUGCUUCUACUAAAUCUAUCUUUGUGCCAAGUUUUGUGUUGAUUGGUUGCAUGUUUAGAAAUUAUAACAAAAUAGGUUGUUUAAUAAAUUAGGGUAGACUACCACCUUAAGCAAAUACAUCAUCCCCACCAUGAAGCACGGUGGUGGCAGCAUCAUGACUGAAGCGCGGUGGUGGUACAUCUCAAUAUCUCAGUUUAUAUAUUAUAUUUUUUGACAUUAUUUUGUAGAAAUCAUGGAAGAGUCUUUUUUAAUCAAAAAAUCUGAAUGAAUUCCACCAUGAUUUCAGUGUUUAAAAACAAUAAAAAAUUAAUACUUUAAAUGGGGGUAAAUGCCUUUUAUGAGUAUAAAUGUUCUGCUGAAGGUUUUUGGACAUGUAAGUUGGUAUUUAUGUGUUAUUUAUUCCAGUAUUUAUUUGCUGUAUGUGUUGCUGUUACGGUUUCUUUGUCAUGUUUUCAUUUUAAAACAACAUUUGCUCAUUUGAUAAAACAAAAGCGUGUUCAUUGUUUAAUAAACGACGUGCUGAAGCCUCA